This is a messenger RNA of Lolium perenne, 771 nucleotides long. The record is from RefSeq and is a predicted model, not a curated record. NCBI's taxonomy places the organism in Eukaryota, Viridiplantae, Streptophyta, Magnoliopsida, Poales, Poaceae.
AUGGUGGACGAGCCGCCAGCAUCACUUCCAGCCACCACCGCCGUCGCCGAGCCACCGGGAUCAGUUCCCGACGCCGCUACCGAGCCGCAGAAGGCGGACGAGGAGGGGGACAAGGAGGACGCGCUGCUGGACCACGCGCAGGCCCCGAUUUCGCCGGUCGUCGGGCAGGAGGCCGACCCCAGCCGGAGGCUACAGGGGCAUCACGGGGCUAGACGCGGCUCCGCAGUCGCCGUCGUCUCCUCCCCAUCCCACCUCGAUCUCGCCCACCGCCUCCCGAUCCGGGCAGAUCUCGCGCCGGCGGCCAUGGAGAACCUGAUCUCGCUCGUCAAAAAGCUGCAGCGGGCCUGCACUGCCCUCGGCGACCACGGCGACGAGAGCACCCUCCCCACCCUCUGGGACUCGCUGCCGUCCAUCGCCGUUGUCGAAGGCCAGAGUUCGGGCAAAUCUUCAGUGCUGGAGAGCGUUGUUGGGAAGGAUUUCCUGCCCAGGGGUUCAGGCAUCGUCACCCGUCGCCCCCUGGUUCUGCAGCUACAUAGGAUUGAUGGAACUAGAGAGUAUGCGGAGUUCUUGCAUCAACCCAGGAAAAGAUACACAGAUUUCGCCGAAGUGAGGAAGGAGAUAGCUGAUGAAACUGACAGAGAAACUGGUCGUUCCAAGGGAAUAUCAUCUGCAUCUAUUUUUCGAAUGGAUGAUUACACUAAAAAUGAUUGUUAUGUAGUGCCCUGUAAUAAUACAAAGUAUAUGUCUGGAAGUGCGCAUAGGAGAAAAUAG